Messenger RNA from Ornithorhynchus anatinus (platypus), 5111 nucleotides. Its product is annotated as cullin-associated NEDD8-dissociated protein 1-like. The transcript is spliced from 14 exons. Gene Ontology annotation, cellular component: nucleus. Bases 470 to 4000 code for a protein of 1176 amino acids. Gene Ontology annotation, biological process: protein ubiquitination; SCF complex assembly. The record is from RefSeq and is a predicted model, not a curated record. Lineage: Eukaryota; Metazoa; Chordata; Mammalia; Monotremata; Ornithorhynchidae.
CUCCUGGCCUCUCCUAUUCUCCCUUCCCCCACUCGUUCUCCCAUCAUCCCAGUUCUCCUUUGGCUACUCUUCUUGCCCCCUCCACCCUGACUCUUCCUUCCUUGUCUUCUCUCUCUCCCGGCUUCCGUCCCUGUUUCGUUGGUUGUUUUUUUUUGAGGUGCAGACAUAAUCUCGGCACAAGGGGGCGCCUAGGAGUCAGGGGGCGGGAAAGGCGCCUGAGGCGCCAUUUUAGGUGGCGCACUUCCCACCUUUGUGCUCUCAACUCUGAGUGGCCGGUAAGGGCAGAGAACCAGAAGUCCUUGCGACGUUCAGUUUCACCUGCCUUCGGCAUUAACCGUCCCGACUUGGGGUGUUGAGCCCUCGACCCCCCCAAGUCGGCUCAACGGCCCUGCCAUCGAUCCCCCCCACCCCAAACCCCCGACCACUCUGACAGAUCAGCCAGUUCGAAGGAACAUCGGUGGGCAGAAAAAUGAACACCCCGUCCUUCUUAAUCCAGAGCCUGCUGGAGAAGAUGGAAUCCGCCGACAAGGAUUUAAGGUUCAUGGCCACCUACGAUCUGAUAAUGAUGCUAAAGAAAGACUACGUUAUAAUGGAUGAAAAUACGACCAGAAAAGUGGCGAUGAUGGUCCCAAUGCUGACACAAGAUCAAAAUGCAUCGGUCCAGACUUUGGCGGUCACGUGCUUGUGCCUUCUGGUACAGAAAGUGAAAGAGACUCAAGUUGAAGUCAUCGUGGACACUUUGUGUGUCAGUAUGCUCACUGGGAGCAAUAAAUUUCGGGACAUGUCUGGCAUUAGCCUUGGAAAAGUCAUCAAAGAAUUUUCUUCUUUAACAGUCUCACCUGUAAUAAUCCAAGUGUUCCAGAGACUCACAACUCAGCUCGUGGAUGCUAUUGAACGGCAUCACGAUGUGUCAGUGCAGAUAGAAGCUCUGGAUAUCCUGCCACAGGUACUGAGCAGGUUGGGGAAGGCUCUCUUGGAUGUCCAAAUUCCCGUCCUCCACUGCCUGAUCUCAGUGCUCACCACCCCCAACAGUACUCUGCGGAAGAGAGCCAUCAAUGCCCUGGGAUGCCUAGUCAGCAGCUGCAAUGGGGAUAUCCUCUCCUUGCUCAUGGAUCACCUGUUGACGGGUAUUAGGAGCCACAGGUCUUUCUCCACCAUCAAGACCUACAUCCAGUGUGUCACCACCAUUGGAAAGAUGGCAUGCUGUCACAUCGAAAAAUACCUGGAGCAGAUCAUCCUACUCUUGGGGCAGGUUUGCAGCAUGGAGGACGAAGACCUGCGGGAAAAUUGCUUCUACGCCUACGAGGUCUUCACGAGAAGGUAUUCUAGAGAGCUGGACCCUUUCAUCCCCAGCAUAACCAAGAUGUGCCUUCAGUAUUUAGCUUACGAUCCCAUCUACGGUAACAACAGUGAGGGCGCUACGGAUGACCAGCCGGACAGCAGUGAUGAGGCUGCCGAACAAGAAAGUGACGAUCAAUUCAGCGACGACGACGACGACGAUGACAUGAGCUGGAAAGUCCGCGGGGCGGUGGCCAAAUGUCUGGAUGCCGUUAUCUGCACCUGGCCUAACCAACUGCUGGAGUUCUACCACACCCUGUCUCCAGCACUCAUCGACAGGUUCAGAGAGCGGGAGGAGAAUGUUCUGGCCAAAAUCUUUGAUGCCUACAUUUCCCUGCUGAAGCAGACACAGUAUACGAAGGACAGGCUCCAAAUCGUGAUGGCCAAGGACAGAGAGAGUACUCCGCUCCUCAUGCUGCAGGAUCAGGUUCCCCACAUUGUCAACGCCCUCUAUCAGCUUCUCAUGAGCAAAAACAACAAAGUCCGACAAGGAUGCGUCACUCUUCUCAUCGAACUGUGUAAUACCCUGCCGGGGUCUUUGACUGAGCACGUUCCUGUCCUGGUACCUGGAAUUGCCUUCUCCCUGGCUAACAAGUUGCAUCCCAGCAUGCGAUUCGACACUUUGUUCUUCUUUCACACUCUCCUGACCACCCAUCCCUGCGAGGCCUUCCAGCCGCACAUCGCAGCGCUGCUGCCCUCGGUGAUGGUCUGCCUCGGCGACCCCCUCAACAAGAUCUCUUCCGAGGCCUUGCUGGUUACCCAACAGUUGGUGAUGGUUCUCCGGCCCCUGGGCGGGGCUUCCCAUUUCGACGCGCGACCCCACGUGCGGCAGAUCUUCACAGCCAUCCUGGACAAGCUGAAGGCCACCCACCCUGACCAAAAGGUGCAGGAGCAGGCUCUCAUUUGCAUGGGUCAGGUCGUGUGCCACUUCGGGGACCACCUGGGUGACGAGCUAGAGCCCACGUUGCUCAUCUUGGUGGAGAAGCUGAAGCACGAGAUCAGCCCGCUGACUACUGUCAAGGCCGUGACCCUGGUGGCGGACUGUUCGCUAAAGGUGGAUCUCGGGCCCUUGGUGGGAGAGGCCCUCCCCAUCCUGGUGCCCUUCCUACAAACGAACGAAUGGAGCUUGAAAACGGCCACCCUGACGGCCCUCAAGACCUUGAUGAGGCGCCACAGUGCCGGCCUUACGCCAGCAGCGGUGGAAGUGGUGCUGGCCCAACUGCCCGUCCUCAUCAGCGAUCGCGACAUGCACAUCUCCGAGGUGAUCGUGAGCUUCCUCACCACCGUGGCUCAGUGCCACCUCGACUCCCUCACCAAAGUCAGCGAUUCUCUCCUCCCGAAGAUACUCGAGCUGAUCUACUCGCCGCUGCUGCACACUGGAGCGCUGCCAACUAUCACGGACUUCUUCCGGGCCUGGGUGGGGCCCGGAAGCUACGUGGAGCUGAUGAGCCAGCUCAUCGACCCCAUCUACGACUCGAGCGCCAGCGCCCUCGAACUGCCCAAGCAGACCUAUAACUCAGUGGCCACGUGCGUGGCCGCGCUGACCUCCAGCUGCCCCCGGGAGGUUCCUGGGACGGUGAGGCGAUUUGUCCAGGAUGCCCAGUCCCCCAGCUCAAGCCCAGCGGUGAAGGUGCUGGCCUUCUUUGUGUUGGCCGAGUUGAGGCAGGACGUGAGACGGGAGGAGCAUCCAGAGCUGAAGGAUGUGCUUCUGGGGGCACUCUCAUCCCCCAGUCAGGAGGUGAAGGAGGCAGCAUCCUAUGCGUUGGGGUUUGUCGGGGCGGCAAACCUCUCCGACUACCUCCCUCGGUUACUGAAAGAGAUUAUAAUCCCCAGCAGAAGACAGUACCUGCUGCUGCAAUCCCUGAAGGAACUAAUAGGAACCGCCCCCGCCAAGACCCUCAGGCCCUACGUGGAGGCCAUAUGGGCCCUACUCUUCAUACACUGCAAAGACGCCGCAGACUGGGGCCAGAGCGUGGUGGCCAAAUGUCUAGCGCAACUAGUGCUUGUGGACCCUGGCCAGCUGCUGCCUCGGCUGAGGGUGAAGCUCUUGUCAGAUUCCCCCAACAUCCGUGGCACCGUAGUCACGUCUGUCAAAUUCCUGAUCUUCAAAUCGGUGCAGCCAAUCGAUGACCUCCUAGAAGAUUGCAUAGGAGAUUUCUUAGAAACUCUUCAGGACUCGGAUUUCAACGUCUGCCAGGUUGCACUGGCCUUGUUUAUCAUCCUCGCACACAACAAACCCUCACUGAUCCGAGAUCGCCUAGACACCCUAUUGCCCCACGUGUACAUCAAGACCAAGGUCUGUCGGGCGCUCAUCCGGGAGGUGGAGAUGGGUCCAUUUAAACAUCGUGUGGACGACGGCCUAGACCUCAGGAAGACUGCCUUUGAGUGCCUGUAUACACUGCUGGACAGCUGCCUGGAUAAGCUCAACAUCUACGAGUAUUUAGAACAUGUCGAGGAGGGGUUGAAUGAUCAUUACGACAUCAAGAUGCUGAUUUUCAUCUUACUGAAUAGGCUGUCCAAGCUGUGCCCCCUGGAUUUGCUGCCGAAGAUAGAAGGCCUCCUUGAACCCCUCAGAAUCAUUUGCACAAGUGAAAUACCCUCCUCCCCAAUAUGGCAUCACCUCACCAGCUCCCCUGUGCAAAUAUUCCCACCACGGGGUUAGCGAGACUAACCCAGCACAUACGAAGGCAAGUUUAGUCAGCCAAAUAACUCCAAUGGUAACAAGUGACCCCGAUCAAUAGUAACACUGACCCAAGUUUAGGGUAAAUGGAAACCCAGUUUUCAAAGCAAUAAACGAUUUUAAUUCCUUACAUUUUCACCCUAAUUUAAACUCUGAAAUGCCCCCAUUUAACUGUUAUGAAAAUUAGCAUGUAUGGGGGUUGCCAGUCUUUGCACUUUAAGGGGUCUUAAACCCCAAACUGAGCCAAGAAAAUUUUUUCUCCGAGUCUUUUUUCCUCUAAGGAUUUAUCAAAAGCUUUUUGUACUCAGUAAGUUACAUAUCCUGUGUGCACUAAGCCAACUGAGUUAGCAACAGGCCAAGUUUAUCUCAACAUUGACAUCUGCCAUGAAGCCAAAUGCAUUACUACCAAUCCAUCAUUACCCAAGACCAUUUCUCUCUAUCAAGUAGUGCAGGUUUUUCAGUAAACUGAUGCUUUUGAGCCACUCCACCCCCACCUAGUUGCACUUGGGGGUUUCAACACUUGUCAUUUUGCAGUCUUCCUCAAAUUAGGGCCAACACCAAAAUGGCUUAACUGUGAAGGCAUGCAAAACUCUUAUGCACUUAAGUCAGUAGAUACUACUUAAUCUUCCUUUCAACCCUGCAAUGCAUACUUCUUGCGCCUUCCCUGGGAUAAAUUAUUUUAAGAGCGCUAAGCAGUUGCCCCUCCCCAUAACCAUCUGAGGGGAACUGAAAGACCAAACGAAAUGGUAGGCUUUUCUUAAAGAAUCCAUAGUUGGAAAAAAAUUCCAUUGCAUAUUGCUCAAGAUCAUUUUAGGGCAAAGGAUUGUUUUUAAGCUUAAGCAUCUUUUUAAGCUUAAUAUAAAACCAUGCAAAAAUCCCAAAUGCGCCCCCCCCCCCCCAAUAAUUAUUAGUUGCUAACCAGUAACUCCUACAGAGCACUACCAAAUCUAGUUCUCAACCCCACAUACUCCCUAUAGCCACAUGGUGGGUAAGUUAAGUUGCACAUUUUAGUAUAAGGAUGCCAUGUGUAGAAUUCAUGAGAAUGUCAAGAAUCGCCAUCAUAAAAAAAAAAAAAUAAAGUCGUCAAAUCCAG